AUGCGUCACGGGGACCUGCACAUCCUCUCCGUCGGGAAAUACAAGUAUAGCACCGACAGCAGGAUUUCCAUCAAGCACAACAGCGAGCAGCACGAGUGGCUCUUGAGGAUCCAGGACGUGCAAGAGCAGGACGCCGGACGCUACGAGUGCCAGGUGUCGUCCAAGCCCGUGCUCAGCUUCAUCGUCAACAUGGAGGUCGUCGCUGCUGAUACUGAUUUUACUCACACUGAUCUGACUCUAGAAGUGCUCUUACUUUACCCUGACUCUGAUCAGACAAUACUUCACCUUUUUGUAGUGGCAGUAGAGGUAGUCACAUUAACUGUGGCCUCCUGGACACAGCAUGUUGAACUGCAAUAUACUAGGCACUGCUCUUACACUGCUAUCCAACGACCCGACGCCCUGUCACGCAUUGGUUACGAAAUCUGCGUCACGCCGUUUUACCUCCUGUCACCCUUGCACACGCGAACUCCUAAAAACCCGUGCAUGCUACAAUUAGAUGUUAUUGGCGACCUGGAUCCCCUCCCACGCGCCGAGAUCAUCAACGGCCCCGAGAUUUUCGUGCACCGCGGCUCCCUCAUUAACCUCACCUGCAUUGUGACGCACGGCACUGAACUCCCCGUCUAUGUGUAUUGGUACCAUCAUAACAAGGUCAUAGACUACGAAGGCCGCGGGGGAGUGACUGUGAUUACCAAGGCAGCGCGAAAUACUGUGAGUCACCUGCUUAUGAGGGACGCGAGGCACCAGGAUUCCGGCCUUUACGCCUGCAGGCCUUCCAACGGGGAGGAUGCCUACAUCCGCCUGCAUGUCCUCAACGGAGAGAGCGAGAGACACGGCAUAUCCAGCCGAGACAAGCCUCCUCGCAGAAUCCAUUAA
Molecule: messenger RNA, 873 nt
Organism: Penaeus chinensis
Lineage: Eukaryota; Metazoa; Arthropoda; Malacostraca; Decapoda; Penaeidae
Exons: 7
Coding region: 1-873 (290 amino acids)
Biological process (GO): synapse organization
Cellular component (GO): neuron projection membrane
Source: RefSeq, a predicted model, not a curated record